AUGGGUUCCAGAAAGCAGAGUUCUGAUAAUUGUGAACAACAAUGUGUAGAAGAAGACAACUUUAAAAAAGCAACAGGAGGCCCCAAAAAGAGAAGUAAGAUGAGAAGGGCCGCCUCAGAAAAGAAGACAGCUAGUCUUCAGCAGAAGAAUCUUGAGCCAGCUCCCGCGGGCAGAUGUGGAGGUCCCUCUGCUGAGAAUCCUCCUUCAAGAUCUGUGAGGAAGACCAGAAAGAAGAAACAGAAAAAUUCUGGAAAUAGAAAUGCUGGUAGUACUAGCAAAGAAGCUCAGCCACCUUCGAGGAAGAGGGCCGGGGCAGAUCCUACUAUAGAAAAGAAGAAAGCAUUUGAGAAGUGUGUGAAGGUUAAGGGGAAGAUCCCUAAAGAAUUAAAAGCAUGGCUUAUUGAGGACUGGGAUUUAGUUACCAGGCAGAAGCAGUUGUUCCAGCUCCCGGCUAAAAAGAACGUAGAAGCCAUUUUGGAUGAAUAUGCAAAUUACAAAAGACAUGAAAGAAAUGUUGACCACAAGGAGUGUGCGGUUAAUGAAGUUGUGGCGGCAAUAAAACAGUACUUCAAUGUGAUGUUGGACACGCACUUGCUCUACGAAUUUGAGAAGCCACAGUAUGCUCAGAUUCUCAUGGCUCACCCUGAUGUGCCGAUGUCCCAGAUUUAUGGUGCACCCUACCUACUGAGAUUAUUUGUAAAACUCUGCGAAAUUCUGGCUUUAAAGCCCUUUGAUGGAAAGAGCCUGUCAUUAUUGCUGGGCUAUCUGCAUGAUAUCCUAAAAUACCUGGCAGAGAAUCGGUCAGCCCUUUUUACUGCAAAUGAUUACAAAGUGCCUUCAGGCGAGUACCAUCAUGAAGCCCUGUGA
Echinops telfairi (small Madagascar hedgehog) is the source of this 867-nucleotide messenger RNA. Its product is annotated as mortality factor 4-like protein 2. Gene Ontology annotation, cellular component: nucleus; NuA4 histone acetyltransferase complex. NCBI's taxonomy places the organism in Eukaryota, Metazoa, Chordata, Mammalia, Afrosoricida, Tenrecidae. The transcript has a single exon. Gene Ontology annotation, biological process: chromatin organization; regulation of DNA-templated transcription. The coding region runs from base 1 to 867 and encodes 288 amino acids. The record is from RefSeq and is a predicted model, not a curated record.